Hevea brasiliensis (rubber tree) is the source of this 2294-nucleotide messenger RNA. RefSeq names its product protein MODIFIER OF SNC1 11. Lineage: Eukaryota; Viridiplantae; Streptophyta; Magnoliopsida; Malpighiales; Euphorbiaceae. The record is from RefSeq and is a predicted model, not a curated record. The coding region runs from base 315 to 923 and encodes 202 amino acids. Gene Ontology annotation, biological process: poly(A)+ mRNA export from nucleus. The transcript is spliced from 6 exons. Gene Ontology annotation, cellular component: nucleus.
AAAUGCAUUAACCUUUGGAGCUGGCCAAGCCCAGAUCAGUGGUGUACGCGUCUCAUUUCGAGCCCUCGUAAAUUUUUCUGAGCGAGACUCGACUCGACUCGACUCGGGUUAGGGUGCGGUUCCUUGUGGGGUUAAACCGUGACCAUGACUCGGAAAAAGAAGCCCAAUCAAUCGUUUUAGGCCGCUAAUCACUUGACUUGGUUUUGUUAUAGUCUGAAGUCCCCUUUUUCUUGCCUCGCGAUAAAGUCCCCAAAUCACCCACGCAUUCCCAGCCAACCUCUCUCGCACUCUCCAUUAUCAUCUUCUCUCUCGAAAUGACAACCGGCACGGAGAAUCUCGCCACCGGCACCACUCUUCUCCAAGACAAUCCUAGCAAAACCCUAGACGCGACAGCUCCUGCGCUCGCCAAGCCAGAUCGUCUCGAGGAUUCCACCAUCAUCUCCCCAUCCAUCGUUAAUUCAGAUGCGGACGCUCUUAAGAAGGACGGCGAGGAUUCAAAGAGCGGCAAGGGCACGGCGGUUAGCUCGCGUUCAGGAGAUACAGCCCCAGUCACUGACACAGAGAAGAAGAUCCGCCGCGCUGAGCGUUUUGGGAUCACUGUUCAGUUGUCUGAGGAAGAGAAACGCAAUUCUCGAGCUGAAAGGUUUGGCACUGGGGUUGAAUUAAAGACUUCAGAGCAGCUGAAGAAGAAGGCUAGAGCAGAGAGGUUUGGACUUCCUGUGACUGCUGAUGAGGAAGCAAAGAAAAAAGCUCGACUUGAGAGAUUUGCACCAACUUCUAAAACAGAUACACUGGAAGAAGAGAAAAGGAAAGCAAGGGAUAUCAGAUUUUCACAACCUUCGUCAAAUUCUCUGUCAACGAAUGGAAAAGGAAAUAUUGAGUCUAAGGUAGCUAUUGCAGGCAAGGCUGUUGGAGGGUCCUGAAAAGAGAUAGCCUCCAUAAAUGUUAGGUCUAGUGUUCUAACUUGUGAUUCUCUCAGUGGUUUCCGUCCAUAUCUUUAUUUUCCAACGUGAAUUCCCAGAUGCAGCAGUGUUCAUUAUUAGACAGAUAAUUCUCUACAGGGUGUAGGACAAGAUUUUUCUUGGUAGGAGGAAUUUUUCUUGGUUUCAGAUGCACCUGAGGCCUAAAGUAAUCAACAACCACCUUAUUUUGUUAACUUAUCUUAAAAUAUACUAGACAUAUCAGAAAUUCUGAGUUUUGAAUCUAUUAAUUACAUCUCUCUUGAAGCGCUAUAAUUUGCACAAAGUAUUUAAUGGUUGCCCGUUCCCAUUUUUCAACUACUGUUACAGUGACACGUGACCUGUGUCUCAUUCUUAUAUAUAGUUGCACUCUCAUGAUCCAUCAGCAAACAGCAGUAUUAAGUAGUAUUAUCAAUUUUUGAGAUUUCAAAGUGUUGUUUUUUUUUUUCCUCAUUAGGAAAUAGGGGAUUACUUGUAACUUUCCUAUUGAAUUUUAGAAUGGCUAAUUAAGCUUGCAAAUUACUUGGUAGCAAGUCUCAUUUUGGUUGAUCAUUCAUAGGUCUAUGGUUGUAUGGGCAUUUGGAGUUGUAGGUUGUAGAAGUUGAAAUAUAAGACCAAUGGCCAUCUUAGAAGCCUACAACUGCAGCAAACAUUAGGAAAUUCAUUCAUGAGAUCUGCAAAGCAUGCAUGUAUUUUUAGUCAUAGAUCAACUUGUCUUCAGCCUUAAAUUUAUUUUGUUAGUCUCUUUUGUUUUAUAUUUUUUUUCCAUCUCAUAGUUUGGUGCUGUAGGAGAAGAUAUUUUAUUACUAAUCAUGAAUUGGGUGACAUUAGUUCAGGUCUUGUAGGUGCUCCUUUGUUUUCAUGGAACUAGAAGAAUAGUAUUGUGUUAGAUCGGGACAUAAAUACAUAUGUACUUAAUAGUGUUUUUAGAAGUUUGAUCAUGAGAUACUUGUUUGGAAAUGGCGUGUUGACAUGGGUUAAAUAUACAUGAAGGUAUCAAUGAACUUUUGGUGGUAAUUAUUGAUCAUCAAAUUGAUAAAUGGGAUCCAAAAUUGAAGAUGUCUAAUUUAUUGCUUCAGAAUUUCUGAUAUUCCUGGUCUGUAUUUUGAGAGUAGUGAACAUUACAAAGGUGGUGUUGAUUUCGUUUUGGCCUCAACAGUAAAUUGCCUAGCUGCAAGGGAACAGAUGAUAUUUUGGUAUUCAGGAUUGUUAUUUAACCGUGUAAUUUUUUAGUAUUUUUGUUUGAAGUGUUCUGUUAUAAAAUGUUAAACACUAUAUCUGGGUUCAUGGUCAUAUAUUUUGGGAAGGAAGAACUGGGGGUUUUGAUUGGUAGAA